UCUUGUUGCUCCGGCUCACCAUCACCAUCUCGAAUCUGCUUAGAUUGUGGCCUAGGCGCUCUGAGCACUCUUAGACCGUGUGUGCGGACACCAUUCAACCUCGUCCAUAUAGUCAGAUCCCUCAUCCCAAGAUUCCUGUGAUACACUUCCUCUGACAGUGGUGCAACAUUCCAGGACAGGAUAGCUAACCUCAAUAGUGCUAUGGAACCUGUACCCCUUCCGGAUGACGCGACAGAUGUCCUUUUCAGCCUGUUUGCGGAAACUGGAAUGGCGGAGAUCUGCGAAUUACAAAACGCACUGGCGACGCUCGUUCACGAUCAACAUGCACUCUCCAGGCGCCUAGCAUUCCGGAAAGCGAAAGCUCUGCUAGCCCAAGGACAUGCCUUCGCCCUCCUCAAGGAAGAUCCCUCGUUCUCACCUGAGCACCUCGCCGACGAGAGAGCCUUCCGCCGGGCUUCUGGAAUCGUCGCUCUUGCUUCGAUGCUCUACCAAACAGCCGGCGAUUCGGAGCCCGAGUACGCGUCCCUGAUCGAGAAGCCACCUUGUCCCCUCUCUCGUCUGUUUCUGUGGAUGGACUUCGUGCAUCCAAUGCGGCGUCACCCCAUCCCACCUCACAAAGUCUCCGGCAUCAUUCUGUCUAUAUGCAGCAUCUACUCAAGCCUUGCAUGCUACAGACACGAGCUCUUCGUGUCAUCUCUGCGCGAGAAUCCGCGCGCCAUGCUGCAAAUCAUCGACAUCUGGCUGCACUACCCCUUAUACCUACAAGGAGCCAAUGGCGGGCGCUUGACGGCUGCUGCGUCGGUCGUCCUCGCUGCCCGUCCGCUCCUCCAUCUUUUCUUUGGCAACCCACGCACAUACAUGCAUUCGACAUUUUUUGCCGAGCUGAACGCUCUUGCCGGUCGUAGGCGCUAUGUCCUUGACAGCAUCGCGAGUCAAUCGCACUUUCUCACAAGCAUCAGCGCGGUCUCUCCAACUUGGACAUGGCUCUGGCGAGAUCACCUACUUGUUGCACUCAUGCUUACGCACUCGCUAGAGUUCUACGGCGUGCUCGUGCCGCGUGGUGUUCUGCGCGCGCUAAUGAGCUGCGUUACCAAGCUCAUCGACAACACCACCUCACGAGACAGGGAUCUGCGCGAAACCGCGGCGGUUGCGAGCGACCUUAUCCUGAGCUUCCUGAAGCACACAAACGACACCCGCAAUGUCCUUCGCGCCGUGAAGGCAGGACUGUUCCCCUUCCUACGAACUCUCGAUGCAGCCUUUGACACGCACAUGGAGUCGGUGGCUGCCCUGAAGAAUUACAUGGCCGACUGCGUCUCUCUUCCAAGCAUUUUGCGUCCGCUCGUCAAGGCGAACCCUGAGCUCGCGCAGGAGACCCCUCAGUCUGACCUCACGAGCAGGUUCGCCAGGUUGUAUGAUAAUGCAAGGCGACAUCGGGUUCUAUAUGGCCGACUGCAGGAUGUCAAUCCGUGGAUCCUUCACAUUCCAUGUGGGAAUGUGUUCAAGGUAUGCCGAACGCUCGACGUUGAUUGAUAUGCUAAUGACUCUCCAGGGCUAUCACGAGCCUCGCAGAUAUAUCUGCCCUUGCGGCACGAGAGUGUACUGCUCAAUCAACUGUCAGCGAGAAGACUGGCGUCGACAACACCGGCAUUCAUGCUGUGCAUCAGGCGGUGUCUGGGGUCUCGGUGACACAAUCACGCUCAGUGACGCGAGAUACGUACUGUCCAUAGCGCAGGCCUUCUUCGCCUGCAACAUCGUGAAGAUCGGCAUAAGGCUGCGCAAGGUCAACGUUGAUUUGGACACAAGUCGUCCUACCGAGUCUGGCCUCACACGCAUCGUAAUCAUCGACCUUGGGCGCGCCACAGAACCAGGAGACGAC
Messenger RNA from Schizophyllum commune H4-8, 1876 nucleotides. RefSeq lists its product as uncharacterized. NCBI's taxonomy places the organism in Eukaryota, Fungi, Basidiomycota, Agaricomycetes, Agaricales, Schizophyllaceae. Bases 202 to 1530 code for a protein of 442 amino acids. The record is from RefSeq and is a predicted model, not a curated record. The transcript is spliced from 3 exons.